This is a messenger RNA of Physeter macrocephalus (sperm whale), 661 nucleotides long. RefSeq names its product cerebellar degeneration-related protein 2-like. NCBI's taxonomy places the organism in Eukaryota, Metazoa, Chordata, Mammalia, Artiodactyla, Physeteridae. Bases 96 to 605 code for a protein of 169 amino acids. The transcript is spliced from 4 exons. The record is from RefSeq and is a predicted model, not a curated record.
CUCGGCCCGCCUCCGCCGCAUUGUCCCGGGCCCCGCGCCCCGGCCCUGAGCCGUGCCGCCGCAGCGCCCAAUUGCACCCCGCCGCCUGCGGGGCCAUGCGGAGGGCCGCCAGGAUGGAGGACUUCACCGCAGACGAAGAGGAGCCCUGGUACGACCAGCAGGACCUGGAGCAGGACUUGCACUUAGCUGCGGAGCUGGGGAAGACGCUGCUGGAGAGGAACAAGGAGCUGGAGGAGUCUCUGCAGCAGAUGUACUCCACCAACGAGGAGCAAGUGCAGGAGAUUGAGUACCUGACCAAACAGCUGGACACGCUGCGGCACGUGAAUGAGCAGCACGCCAAAGUGUACGAACAGCUGGACCUGGCGGCCCGAGACCUGGAGCUGACCAACCAGAAGCUGGUGCUGGAGAGUAAGGCUGCCCAGCAGAAGAUCCAUGGGCUGACGGAGACCAUCGAGCGCCUGCAGACCCAGGUUGAGGAGCUGCAGGCCCAGGUGGAGCAGCUACGGGACCUGGAGCAGCUGCGAGUGCGGCGGGAGAGGCGGGAGCGCCGGCGCACCAUCCACACCUUCCCCUGCCUCAGGGAGCUGUGCGCCAGCCCCCGGUAGGUGAGGCUGCCACUCGAGGGCAGCAGCCCGGACCCUGGACCGCCAACCAUGGCAGG